Molecule: messenger RNA, 1185 nt
Organism: Pieris brassicae (large cabbage white)
Lineage: Eukaryota; Metazoa; Arthropoda; Insecta; Lepidoptera; Pieridae
Exons: 3
Coding region: 179-1129 (316 amino acids)
Source: RefSeq, a predicted model, not a curated record
CGUCGCCAUGCGCAAUCGACUGUGCGAUUCUCUCCCACUCGAUCUGGCGCUAAGCCAUCUUUCUCGCUAUACUGAGCUCGAAUACCUAUAGUGUAUACUCCGUAGUGUACACAGUGUUGUUUACUACAGUAAACAUAACCUGUUGUACUUGAAAACAAAUUAUCUUUCUCAUAAUAAAAUGUCUGACCGUGAUAAUUUAGAGAGUGAAAGUGAUCAGCCUCCUGCAAAUAAAGCAAAAUCACACUAUGACACACCAUCAAGUCAUCAAACCCAACAAUCAUCACAGGGGUCACAAAAUAUUAUUAUUGAAACUGUACAUCACCAAGAUCAGUUAAACACAAGACAUACUAUUAAUGUUAUAAUAAAUAAUAAUAAAAAAGAACGUCAAAAACGAUACAGGGAGCAGAACAGAGACAAAUUAAAGCAGCGUGAAGCGGAAAGAAGAAAACGCAUACAAUAUUCACAAAGUAUUGCCGGACCAUCUACCUCUUCAAAGACGAAUAGAAUAGAACUGAAUAAUGAAGAAAUAAUUACUUCUCAAAGUUCAUCUGGUUCGGAAAAAAUACAACCAUCAUUAAUUCAAAGAAAUGAUCAAGGUAAUGAACUAAAUCUCUCAAAAAAAAGAGAACGUCAACAAAGAUACAGGGAGCAGAACAGAGAUAAAUUGAAACAACGUGAAGCGGAAAGAAGGAGGCGUCUACAAAAUGAAUUUGGACAUGCUUGCUCAAUCUGCGAUCGACUUUGGUUUGAAAAAGAUUUAAAGAAACCAUCUGCAUCUGGAAAUAUUAUUAACACAAUAACUAACGGGCAAAAUGUGGAUGCACUCAAAAUUUGCUCUACUUGUAAAUCAGCAUUAGAUAAAAAUAGCAUGCCUAAUUUUUCUGUUUAUAAUGGAUUUCACUAUCCAAAAAUACCACAACAUUUACCAAAAAUAGAUUUCAUCACUGAAAGGCUUAUUUCUCCUCGAAUUCCUUUUAUGCAAAUAAGAAGAUUAAGGCACGUUCAAGGACAAUUCGGCAUAUACGGACAAAUUAUCAAUGUUCCUGUUUCUGUUGAUACAAUGGUACGAUUACUUCCAAGAGAUGUCAAUGAUGAACAUUGCAUUUAUGUACAUAUUAAAAAAAAAUGAUUCAUAAAAGUAGUUUUGUUCAUGGCCUACUUAGCAUCAGAUCAAUUAGACAAUGG